AUGGGGGUCUUGCCAGAGCUCGAGGAGGGAGGGGAUAUUUUAAUGGCCGUCAGUAGCACUACACAAUGCAAAAAGUCCGGAUUAUCCACUAAAUUUAGACUAUACUAGUUACGGUUUCGUUUUGGCCGCUUCUCUUUGGCAACGAGCUUUGCAUUUGAGACAAAUUGGAGUUGGAUAUGUGUUUCUUGUGUAGUUUAAACGCACUUUACCCGCUUAAUUUGUGAGCGAGUGGGAGAUCAGGCCUAGCCGGCUGGCUAAAAAACAAGCGGACGUUAAGCUAGUCGCCGGAGUUGAAAGGGAAUAUGUAACAUAAAGCAACCAACAUGACAUCCAGAUUCGGUAAAACAUACAACCGCAAGGGAGGGGAGGCUAAUUCGAAAUUUGACGAGGUCUUCAACAAUAAAAAGCCCACACUGACCACCAAAUGGGGGGAGACUACCUACAAGGCUCAGUUGGGGGCCAAAAGGCCUAUUUUAAAACCUGACGUUUCUGAGCUUUCCAAGAGGCCAAGGCUUGAGGACAGCGACAGUGACGAAGACCCAUUUGGGUUUGACAGUGAUGAUGAGUCCAAGAAUGCGCCUCACAGCGUGUCCCAGUCAGAAGUCAAUAAAGGGGCCUUAUCAAAGACGACCGCAGUGCAGGGUGGUGGGACUGCCACAGUUGUUGCUUCUGCACUGGGCUCUGCGAGCGCAACAGCCACAUUCACAUCCAAGCAAACAACUGAAGAGAGAGUUGUUAAAAAUAACCAGACCUGGUACAAAAGUACAUCAGAUGGCAACCAAAAACCUGCAUGCAAGGCCUCUUUGUCAAACACAGUCCCCUCUGGUAAUCAGAACUACUCAGCGCCCCAGAGGCCCAUCUCCUCCUCUCUUAAUGUAGUCCCCCAUCUUAAACUGUCCACUAAUGUACCAGGUGGUAGCAGAGACUUCCAAACCCCUUCCUCUUCUGAUGGACUGCCAUUGGAAGACAUGAAAAGUGCAGAGUCUCCACCACAAGUGGUUGACACCAUUCCCCCAUCCCCAUUUAUCCUGAGGGCAUCAAACUGCAAGAAAUACCAGCGACCCACCAAGCCUAACAAAACGUCCUCUGAACCUGCUGAAAACAACAGCAAGCCCACUGAAACAGCGAAUGCCCAAGAUAAACCCAACAGUGUCCUUUCUGCUAACGCAAGUAGUACUGCUGCCAAAGCUAAAACAGCAGCCAAGCCCGCAGGCAGAGGCGGUGGGAGGGUACGGGACUACACGGUUUUGCACCCUUCCUGUCUGUCAGUGUGUAACGUCACCAUCCAGGACUCGAUUGAGCGAAGCAUUGAUGAACUGGUCACCCCAGCUGCCCCUGCUGACCUUGGAGACGCAGGCCAGAUGAAGAAGAAGUCAGACGCUCCCCCACCGAAACCCUCCAGGUUCAGACCCACCCAGACAAAGACCAAGAAGACCAAGGCUGAGACCAAGCUAGAGUUUUUUGGCUUUGAGGACAAAGAGGACCAGGGGGGCGAGGAGGGUCCAGAAGGUGGCAAGAGUAACUACAAGAUCAAGUACUUUGGCUUUGACGACCUGAGUGAGAGUGACAGCGACGAGGAGAGCUCUCAGGCCAAAGAGAAAAAAGCCAAGAAGGCGGCUGCAGCCUUAGCUGCUCUGAGCUCCGGUGUGGACAGCCCUCAUACCAGUGACUCUCAGGACAGCCAGGCCAGCAGCAAUACAGAAUCUUUUGACUUCUCUGAUGACUCCAGUCCUGGCGGCAUUGAGGGACAGAAAGGACGCUCAGGGAAGGCAAGUGAUAAAUCCAAGGACUCAGGCAGUGGACUCAAAAAGAUCUUCAGUGGACCCAAGAAGUCCCCUGCUAAAGCUGUGUACAACGCUCGCCACUGGAACCAACCUGAGCCUGAAGAGAUACCUGUGCCUCCACUUUCUCGGUCUCAAACUGCUCCGGCUAUUUUAUCGAGCAGCAGCAAGGACAGCAACUCCCAUAAAGAUGAUGGCUUGUUCAAAGCCCCUCCACCACCGCCCAAAGUCAUUAAGUCGGAGACCAUCCCCACGCGACUCAACCAGGAUAUUGUCACUGCACUCAAAUGCAGGAAGGAGCACAAGGAGCUGUACACGGUGGUGCAGCAUGUGAAGCACUUCAAUGACGUGGUGGAGUUUGGAGAGAAUCAAGAGUUCACAGAUGAUUUUGAGUACCUGGAGACGGGGUUGAAGAGCAGCCAGCCACUCAACACAAGAUGCCUUAGUAUAAUCAGCCUGGCCACACGGUGUGCCAUGCCCGGUUUCAGGAUGCACCUGCGGGCCAGAGGGAAAGUGGCGCAAGUCUUCAAAAUGCUCAGUGAUGCUCCACAACACCCGAACCUUGGUCUGUGUACGGCUUCCCUGAUGUACAUUCUCAGUCGGGAUCGUCUUAACAUGGAUCUGGACAGAGCCUGUCUGGAGCUUAUGAUCAAGCUGCUGGAGUUGGACCAGGACUACUCGGCCACCAGGAUCAGCUCACCUGCAAAGGAAGUGGAAAAGGUCAAGGAGAAGAUCAGGAAGCUGUGUGAGACGGUGCAUAACAAGCACCUCGACUUGGAAAACAUCACGACGGGCCACCUUGCCAUGGAGACACUGCUCUCUCUCACCUCCAAGAGAGCUGGGGAUUGGUUCAAAGAAGAACUUCGACUUCUGGGCGGUUUGGACCAUAUCAUAGACAAAGUCAAAGAGUGUGUGCAGAACCUGAGCCAAGAGGAUGACAAGGAGAACCUUGUUGCAUCUUUAUGGGGAGCUGAGAGGUGUCUGAGAGUGCUUGAAAGUGUGACAGUGCAGAACCCAGAGAACCAGGGUUACUUGAUUGCCUACAAAGACUCGCAACUAAUCGUCUCCUCUGCCAGAGCUCUGCGGUACUGUGAGGACAUGAUUCAGCGAUACAGCCGGGCUUUAAACAACAGCUCUCUGUCAUUGUCGGGUGCAACGCUGCCCCACUGCAGCUUCAGUAACGUGGGCAAGGCUGUGGAGGACUGCAUGAGGGCCAUCAUAGGAGUGCUGCUCAACCUUACCCACGACAAUGAGUGGGGAAGCACCAAGACAGGCGAGCAAGAACAGCUGACCACAACUGCUCUGAACUGCGUCCUCAGAGUUCCACGCUACAUACCACAGGAGCAGCGCUUCGACGUGCGAGUACUGGGUCUGGGUCUACUGAUUAACCUUGUGGAGUACAGCUCCAGAAACCGCCACUGUCUGGUGGACAUGGAGUUCAUCGUCGACGACACCUGUCUGGAAGACAGCCUGAUGCAGCCUGCUGAUCCAACACAAUCGGACACAGCGGCAGCGUCAGCUCCGCCAAGCACAGCUGAGACUCAGGAAGACGUGACCGUCAAGCCCAAGCCCUCCGGUGCUUUGGCUGCCCUGGUGCAGCUUUUCCUUGAGAGGGAACGCGCCGCCAUCCUGGCUGAGGCGAAGACCGAUGACCUCAUCAGCGAGGCACCCAAGCCGGCACCGGACAAAAGCGGAGAGUGGAAGGAGACGUCGGGAGAGAUACAGUGGGUGGCGGCCGAAAACAACGACAGCCAAACGGAGGAGAAGAAAGAGGAUGAGAAGAAGGAGGAAGAGGAUGAAGAGUUGGAUCUAAAUAAAGCUCUGCAGCAUGCAGGCAAGCAUAUGGAGGACAGUAUUGUUGCCUCCUACACGGCUCUACUGCUGGGCUGCCUCUGCCAGGGAAGCCAGAAAAAUGUGACUACUGUGAGAGAGAAUCUACCGAAGGGGGAUUUCUCCAUCAUGACAGAAAUGCUGAAGAAGUUCUUGAGUUUCAUGAACCUCACUUGUGCGAUGGGCACCACGGGACAGAAGUCUAUCACGCGGGUCAUCGACUACCUGGAGCACUGUUAACAGACAGCCAGAAAGGGAACUCACACUCUGCACAUAAAAAGGGAUCCCAGGCUAUUCUGGUGCCCCGUACCCGACAGGAGCCACAGGGGGGGGGGGGGGGGGGGGGUCAUUGGAGACUCUGCGGCAUUCCUUUGACUUCCCCAGAUCACCCAAUGCUGCCAUCACUCUGAGUUGUUACCGAUAAAAGGUGUGUUGAACAAGCAAAUGUAAAAGUUUCACUCCCUCUCUGGAGCACAGCCUGAACCAAAGCCCUGCUAGCUGACAGACACGCAGAUUCCUUCAGUUCCACUCCACUAGCGCCACAUUCAGAGUCAGAAGAUUCAUCCUCAGGUCACUGGGAAUCGGGCAGAGGCUUAAGUUUCAAAAAUACUCAAAUCUGAAAAUGGACUCAAAGCAAGACCUCUUUUUGUUUUUCUUUAUAAACGUCCCAAACGGUUCGACAGUCUCAGUCUCCUGAACCGCUGCCCGCUCUCGAUUCCUGGUCACCGAGCUUGAGUGUGAAGCUCUGAAUCAAAUGUUCUGGAUCAUUACAUUUUAAUCUCAUCCACAUCAAAGCCAAGGAUGAAAUCAUUGCUUAGCAUGAAAAACAAUCAUUUUCAUGGCUGUCAGAAUGAUGUCUCUGUGUAAACGUGUGUGGAAUGAUUUUGAAUGCAUACAUCCAUUUACCUAAAUGUUUGCAGUUGGUUUGAAUGUUUAAGGGAAGGAGAGUAUUUUUAAUCUUUGAUUUUUAUGUUUUUGUUGUGCCCGUUACUUUUGUAAAGCGUGCGAGUUAGCGAGUCGCGUAGGCGUUCUCUUAUGUUUUUUUUAGAUUUUUCCUUGAGGGCAUUUUUUUUCUCACCCAAAUUAUGAACUACUUAAGACGGGACGGUGGGACAUGCCGACUUUGAUGGGAUGUUUUUUAUUUGACUGAUAAUGGCACUUGGAAAUAACGCGCUAUGAUUAAUUUGAGGUUUCCUUCGCACCCGUUAUCAAUUUGGUCACAUUUAUUUGUUUAUUAGCUCAUUUAAAUUCAAAUUAAAUCAAGAGUAUGUAAUUACAGUAUGCAUUGAAACUCACAGGUAUAACAGAUGUGAUGAAUUACUCAACAAAUUGAUGGUUGUGCUUCCUUUUUAUGAAUUUGUAAUGAAGUUUAAUUUUUAAAAAUGUAUUUAAUUUAAUGCUUUCUCCUCCUUUUGUAAAUGCAACGUUUUUACCUAGUGAGAUGCCGUUUGUGUCUAAAGUUUCCACGUCAUGUUUCAUUAAAGAUAUAUCCCAUGUGACACAGCUCAGUGGCUGGACAUAAUUACAUGGAUGUGACGGAUUUAGCGGAGUUAUGGUUUUUGGCUUAAAUACGCAAUUUUCACAAAUUUCAUAAAAACUUGCUGCAUAAAAAAAAAAAAAAAAAUGGGGAAAGUCAUUUUUAUUCUCAUGUUAAUGGACGUUGGGGAUUUCCAGAUGGCGACACAUUCUGUAUGUCCAGCCACAUGUAGCGUCAUGUUUGUACUCAUUGUAUCAUGAUGUCUCUGCAUUGGACAACUUUCAUUAAGCUCCCAUUUAUUUAUUAUUUUGGUGUCAUUUUUACUUGUAAUGAUGCACAUGAACCUUCAAAACGCCUCUGUCUUGUACUGCUCAUAUGUACGAUCACUGAUUUGAAUGACAGCCAUACCUGUAUAAGCAGAUUAGUUGUAUCUGGUUUGUAGGGCUGCAGUGAACAUAGUUGCAACUUUGUUUACUGUUUAAUUACUUUGCAAAACUCUGGUCUGAAUGGGAUUUCAGAAUGUAAAUACUCCUGUAAAUAGCGGUUAAUGGACAUUUAAAAAUGCUUAGACUACUUUUUUCCCUGAAGCUGAUAUUUUUAUUUUAUACAAUAUUUCUGGGUUGUCAUUUGGAAAAACAAAAAUCGCAGGAAGUGGAGAAAAAAAAUGUUUGUACUCGUUUCAAGGACACUGUCUUUGCUUACAUGUAAAUAGUUGUAUCUCAAAAAGAAAAAAAAAGUUGCUACUUUCAAUACA
Molecule: messenger RNA, 5842 nt
Organism: Cottoperca gobio
Lineage: Eukaryota; Metazoa; Chordata; Actinopteri; Perciformes; Bovichtidae
Product: wings apart-like protein homolog
Source: RefSeq, a predicted model, not a curated record